AUGUGCAUCGUUGAACUGCGGGAUCUGGGAGCCAAAUGGGUGGCGCUGAGUUAUGUCUGGGGCAAGCGACCUUUCAGAGUUUUGGAGAAGGAUUCGUUGGGAUCGCUGCGAUGCCCUGGAGCUCUGGACUCAUCGUGGAUACCGGAUACCAUCCUAGACGCCAUCGCCGUCACGCGAAGGAUAGGGGAGAGAUACCUCUGGACCGACAGCCUCUGCAUCAUUCAAGACUCGCCCCAAGACAAAGCAACCUUCAUCCCGCUCAUGGACGUAAUAUAUGGACUGGCGUCACUGACCAUCGUCGCCCUAUCCGGAGAAGGCGCAUACGACGGGCUCCCCGGGGUUCGUACGUCGUCUCGACCCCCGGCAGAAGGGCCGUUGUUCUUGAACGGGGUGUGGCUACAGAAGGCCCCGCCCCUUGACGGGUUGGGAUUUACCCCGGCGGAUCGAAGUCGGAGCCGGUACAUGACACGCGGGUGGACUUUUCAAGAAAUGUUGCUAUCCCGCCGGCUGCUGAUAUUCACGCCAGAGGUGGUGUUUUGGGAGUGUCAAUCGGCUACUUGGCGUGAAGACGCCAACUGGGAGAUUCUGGAUCCCGUCGACCGUGGUCUUACACUCUUUCGCAACAGCGUUUUCGGUUUCGAGCACGAGGGCAUCCAUGUCCCAAAGGCCGAUCCGGAGUCUUUCAACCGGAUGUAUCAGAGCUUGGUAUCUGACUAUGGCCGAAGAGAAUUAACUUACGACGAAGACGGUUUAGCCGCUAUCGGGGGGAUUCUAGCCUCAAUUGAGCUCACCAGCGGGAUUGGCUUUACCUGGGGGCUGCCGAAGCCAUACCUCGGCGUGGCAAUUACAUGGCCGGCAGACAACAACGCCAGCAGGGUUCGCAGGCGCAAAGCUACUUACACAAUCGUCGCCGACAACAACACGAUAUAUGUCCCGUACCCGAGCUGGUCCUGGGUUGGGUGGGUAGGCCCGAAUCUGUUCGACGACCUGUUCGGCCACCUGGCGGGGGAACACGCUGGUUUGGUGUUUUACAUGCUUGACGGUGAGAAGGACCGGCUCAUCUUCAUCGAACAGAACCAGGAGUUUAUCAAGAUGGAAAGCACCAACAGAACCCAUCGCAGGGCGCCACCAACUUGGAGAGAAGACGUCCUUCGUGAGGUGUCCAUGAAGCAUGUCCCGCAAUCGCUGCUUGUCCCGGAGCUAAGACCAGCAGUUUUGAUCUUCUGGACUAGUUGCUGCACCUUGGUGUUGGACCAUACCAUGACACGGUCGGUUGUACGCCAGGAAGAGAGAAAGUUACACCGAGCAAAUGAAGGCGAGGACGAGAAAGAAGAGGAUUCAGACGAUGAACAGUCCAGACGGGUUCAGAUGUUACGUGAUCGUAGAGGGAACAAGGUGAGGGUGGUGUGGGAUCAUUACCUCAAUGACAUGACUGCUGCAUCUGGCGAAGCAGAGUUGAUCAUCGUGGGACGGAGCAGUACGGAGUACGCCAGACCUCGUAGUGAGUUGGUUGCUUAUAUGGUGGAGAAGCAUCCCUCGGGCGCGAGGACUCGAGUAGUGAGUGCUACCGUGGCUGAAGAGGAAUGGAAUGCUUUGGCAGAUAGGAGAUGGGAGCUGGUAUUUCUGUUGUGA
This is a messenger RNA of Colletotrichum siamense, 1632 nucleotides long. RefSeq lists its product as uncharacterized. NCBI's taxonomy places the organism in Eukaryota, Fungi, Ascomycota, Sordariomycetes, Glomerellales, Glomerellaceae. The record is from RefSeq and is a predicted model, not a curated record. The transcript has a single exon. The coding region runs from base 1 to 1632 and encodes 543 amino acids.